UAAGAAUGUGCAAGUGACAUACACACAAUGUUGUUUUGUUUGAUUGAGGCUUCUGAACAGUUUCUGACACCGAAAUUGAGCCAAAAAGUUGACCCUCUUUGGAUGAAUGAGAAUAUCAUGUUCCUCACAUUAAUACAACAUGGAGAUUCCAACAAUUGAAAACUCCUAAACACCCUUCUCUUCCAACCCCGUUUCAUGCUUCCUUCCAAUCCUUUGGUGUGAUUUCAAUCGUUUCAUAAGAAAACAGCACUCAGUUCUUCUUCUUCUUCUUGUUCUUUCAUCAAUCAUCAUCUUUUUCAUUCAAUUUCUCUGAUUGACAAAAUUGCCACACAGAUCAGUGAUUGACCCAAUUGAGAAAAACCUUAAAAGUUCCUUUUUUAUAUUUUAUUUUUGGAAUUCUUGCUGGUUUUGCAGGUGCCCCAGUUGGGAAUUCAAGAUGGUUCUGUGAUUUAACAAGGGCCUCUUGAAAUACUACUCAAGUGAGAUACUUUGAUUUAACUCCCUUUGUUCAUGGAUGGAAAACUCAAUUGAAGUAAUUCACUGGACUACUUUGUCCUCUUGGUCUGAGGUUGAAGCUAUUUGAUUUCUGAAUUUCGCUAGUUUCUUAAUCUGAGUAUGGCUGGGAACCAAGAUCAGUUAGAGAUCAAGUUUCUGUUGAGUGAUGGUACAGAUAUUGGCCCCAAAAGUUAUGCUGCUGCCACUAGUAUUGCAACACUGAAAGAAAGUGUUCUUGCUCAAUGGCCAAAAGAUAAGGAGUAUGGACCAAGAACUGUAAAAGAUUUGAAGUUAAUUAGUGCCGGAAAAAUAUUGGAGAACAACAGAACAGUGGGAGAAUGUCAGAGUCCCCUGUGUGAUCUACCUGGUGGAGUUAUAACAAUGCAUGUGGUUGUGCAACCACCUUCUGUGGAGAAAGAUAAGAAAGUAGCAAGUGAAGCGAAGCAGAGCAAAUGUGUUUGUGUGAUAUUAUAGUGUCCAAAUUGAAUAGAAGUUGUCAUGUAUUUAGGUGGUUAAAAGUUACACUUGUAUUCAUUUUAAAAGUAAUCUAUGGCUUUCAAAAGAUUUCCUCAUACACAAAUUCUUUGGGUGCAUGCCUCAUUGUCUGAUUGAUGUAAAUGCUGAUUGAAAUGAACUCUAAAAUUAUUCUCGUGCUUCAGCUUGAUGCAAAGUGCACCUAUAGCUAAACCUGUUGAAAAUGUGCCUUAAUUUACGUAAUGUUUGUUUA
Molecule: messenger RNA, 1222 nt
Organism: Glycine soja
Lineage: Eukaryota; Viridiplantae; Streptophyta; Magnoliopsida; Fabales; Fabaceae
Product: membrane-anchored ubiquitin-fold protein 1-like
Exons: 4
Coding region: 616-969 (117 amino acids)
Source: RefSeq, a predicted model, not a curated record